ACCAGGCAUAGGACAUUUUCCUUUAAUCCUAAUAAAAACACUGGGAGAUAGACACUGCUCACUCACUUACAGAGAAGAAAACAGGCUUAGAGAGGCUAAAUCAGAUGUCUUAGGUCACAUAGCUACGAUAUGACAAAACAAAUAUUUGAAUCCAAAGUCUUCUCACCCAGAGGCUUUCAGCAGGGAACUAACAUGAUCCACCAGGACUGGGGGAGUACAAGACAACCUCUGCCCUGGGGGAGUUUAUUGCCUAGUCAGGCAGAUAAGAGGGAAACAUAAGUAAUGCAAGAGAGUGACCGGCAGAAAUUGGCCUGGGAGUGGGGUUUUAUGGAGGGAGAGAUGAGAGAUGAGCUGGGCUGCAGGAGCUUGGCAGGGGGAUCUGCAGGCCCAGGGAACCCCAAGCAACUUUAGGAGGUAGGAAGGGCCCAAGGCAGGGGCUUGUGGCCUUGAAGUUGUCUGCCUCCCACCCCAACACCUCUGGAGGGAGGUGUCUGCCAUUAUCAUGAGGAAUGGAUUGCCCAGCAUCUGCUGCUGAUGUUACCAGAAAGGGGUCUGGAUCCAGACCCCAAGAGAGGGCUCUUGGAUCUCGUGCAAGAAAGAAUUCAGUGUGAGUCUGUAAAGUGAAAGCAAGUUUAUUAGGAAAGUAAAGGAAUAAAAGAAUGGCUACUCCAUAGGCAGAGCAGCCCCGAGGGCUGCUUAUUGCCCAUUUUUAUGGUUAUUUCAUGAUGAUAUGCUAAACAAGGGGUGGAUUAUUCAUGCCUCCCUUUUAGACCAUAUAGGGUAACUUCCUGACAUUGCCAUGGCAUUUGUAAACUGUCAUGGUGCUGGUGGGAGUGUAGCAGUGAGGACAACCAGAGGGCAUUCUCAUCGCCAUCUUGGCAUUGGUGGGAUUUAGCCGGCUUCUUUACUGCAAGCUGUUUUAUCAGCAAGGUCAUUAUGAUCUGUACCCUGUGCUGACCUCCUAUCUCAUUCUGUGACCUGGAAUGCCUAACUCUUUGGGAAUGCAGCUCAGUAGGUCUCAACCUUAUUUUACCCAAUCCCUACUCAAGAUGAAGAUGGAGAUGGAGAUGGGGCCAGCGGGUGAGGUACCCCAGGUACCAGACAAGGAAACCAAAGCCACAAUGGGCACAGAAAACACACCUGGAGGCAAAGCCAGCCCAGACCCUCAGGACGUGCGGCCAAGUGUGUUCCAUAACAUCAAGCUGUUCGUUCUGUGCCACAGCCUGCUGCAGCUGGCGCAGCUCAUGAUCUCCGGCUACCUAAAGAGCUCCAUCUCCACAGUGGAGAAGCGCUUCGGCCUCUCCAGCCAGACGUCGGGGCUGCUGGCCUCCUUCAACGAGGUGGGGAACACAGCCUUGAUUGUGUUUGUGAGCUAUUUUGGCAGCCGGGUGCACCGACCCCGAAUGAUUGGCUAUGGGGCUAUCCUUGUGGCCCUGGCGGGCCUGCUCAUGACUCUCCCGCACUUCAUCUCGGAGCCAUACCGCUACGACAACACCAGCCCUGAGGAUAUGCCACAGGACUUCAAGGCUUCCCUGUGCCUGCCCACAACCUCGGCCCCAGCCUCGGCCCCCUCCAAUGGCAACUGCUCAAGCUACACAGAAACCCAGCAUCUGAGUGUGGUGGGGAUCAUGUUCGUGGCACAGACCCUGCUGGGCGUGGGCGGGGUGCCCAUUCAGCCCUUUGGCAUCUCCUACAUCGAUGACUUUGCCCACAACAGCAACUCGCCCCUCUACCUCGGGAUCCUGUUUGCAGUGACCAUGAUGGGGCCAGGCCUGGCCUUUGGGCUGGGCAGCCUCAUGCUGCGCCUUUAUGUGGACAUUAACCAGAUGCCAGAAGGUGGUAUCAGCCUGACCAUAAAGGACCCCCGAUGGGUGGGUGCCUGGUGGCUGGGUUUCCUCAUCGCUGCCGGUGCAGUGGCCCUGGCUGCCAUCCCCUACUUCUUCUUCCCCAAGGAAAUGCCCAAGGAAAAACGUGAGCUUCAGUUUCGGCGAAAGGUCUUAGCAGUCACAGACUCACCUGCCAGGAAGGGCAAGGACUCUCCCUCUAAGCAGAGCCCUGGGGAGUCCACGAAGAAGCAGGAUGGCCUAGUCCAGAUUGCACCAAACCUGACUGUGAUCCAGUUCAUUAAAGUCUUCCCCAGGGUGCUGCUGCAGACCCUACGCCACCCCAUCUUCCUGCUGGUGGUCCUGUCCCAGGUAUGCUUGUCAUCCAUGGCUGCGGGCAUGGCCACCUUCCUGCCCAAGUUCCUGGAGCGCCAGUUUUCCAUCACAGCCUCCUACGCCAACCUGCUCAUCGGCUGCCUCUCCUUCCCUUCGGUCAUCGUGGGCAUCGUGGUGGGUGGCGUCCUGGUCAAGCGGCUCCACCUGGGCCCUGUGGGAUGCGGUGCCCUUUGCCUGCUGGGGAUGCUGCUGUGCCUCUUCUUCAGCCUGCCGCUCUUCUUUAUCGGCUGCUCCAGCCACCAGAUUGCGGGCAUCACACACCAGACCAGUGCCCACCCUGGGCUGGAGCUGUCUCCAAGCUGCAUGGAGGCCUGCUCCUGCCCAUUGGACGGCUUUAACCCUGUCUGCGACCCCAGCACUCGUGUGGAAUACAUCACACCCUGCCACGCAGGCUGCUCAAGCUGGGUGGUCCAGGAUGCUCUGGACAACAGCCAGGUUUUCUACACCAACUGCAGCUGCGUGGUGGAGGGCAACCCCGUGCUGGCAGGAUCCUGCGACUCAACGUGCAGCCAUCUGGUGGUGCCCUUCCUGCUCCUGGUCAGCCUGGGCUCGGCCCUGGCCUGUCUCACCCACACACCCUCCUUCAUGCUCAUCCUAAGAGGAGUGAAGAAAGAAGACAAGACUUUGGCUGUGGGCAUCCAGUUCAUGUUCCUGAGGAUUUUGGCCUGGAUGCCCAGCCCCGUGAUCCACGGCAGCGCCAUCGACACCACCUGUGUGCACUGGGCCCUGAGCUGUGGGCGUCGAGCUGUCUGUCGCUACUACAAUAAUGACCUGCUCCGAAACCGGUUCAUCGGCCUCCAGUUCUUCUUCAAAACAGGUUCUGUGAUCUGCUUCGCCUUAGUUUUGGCUGUCCUGAGGCAGCAGGACAAAGAGGCAAGGACCAAAGAGAGCAGAUCCAGCCCUGCCGUAGAGCAGCAAUUGCUAGUGUCGGGGCCAGGGAAGAAGCCAGAGGAUUCCCGAGUGUGAGCUGUCUUGGGGCCCCACCUGGCCAAGAGUAGCAGCCACAGCAGUACCUCCUCUGAGUCCUUUGCCCAAGAUUGGGUGUCAAGAGCCCUGUGUUCCAUUCUGGCUCCUCCACUAAAUUGCUGUGUGACUUCAGGCAAGACAUUGAUCCUCUCUCAGCCUUUGCUUGCUAGUCUGAACCAAAGAGUUGUUUGGGCAUUUGCUGUGUUGGCCAUUUCUGGAGCAAGAGGGUCUUCUUCCUCCUUCCCCCAGCCAGCCAGCUGUCCUGGGGCCAGGCUUUCCUGGGUGGAAAGAAGUAUACCUUUCCCUGGGGCCCUAGGAUAGCAAAGUGAGCCAUAGUGGGCCAGGCUGCCCUCCAUGCUGGGCCCCAGCCCAGGUCUGCACUCGCCUGGAUCACCUUCUUUGAGCCUUAGCCAUCUCCUGUCAGGUAGGAAUGAACUUGCCAGCCUUCAGGCUCGUUCAGCUAUGACCAUCUGUGCGGUCAGGGUACACUCAGCUCUCCUCCCCAACUCCAGCAGCCUUUAAGAAGUGUCCCUUUGGCGCCCCCUGGAGGCAGAGCACUGAGCUGGACCCUGGGUAGACUCCCACAGGGAGGACGGAGCUGGCCUCAGGAGUGGGACACCCAGACUUGGCAGGGCCUUCAAGAGGCCUGUGUGGGGGCCCCAGGAAUCCUUAGCUGAAGCGGGGAGACUCACUCUCCAUCUCAGGAAAUUCUAGCCCUUGCCCUCAGGGAGCCACGGUUGAGGGUGAGGCCCAACACCUGCCUUAGGGCCCUGGGUGGGCAAGUCUGGGCCCUGGGGUAGGGAGGGAGACUCAGGCCCACACUUGGGUAUUUUCUAAUUUCAGACAAACACACACUCAGCGCGCACUCACUGAUUCCUACACAUUGCCAAGAUUUCACACAUGUGACCAGGGGCCACCAAAGUCCCUGUGACCUUUGUGACUAGGAUCCUAAUUUCUCUAUUUUCUCCUGGGUGCCUGGGUCUGUGUCACCUGGGGCAGUGUGGAUAAUGUUUAGUUCUGUGACACUGUUUUUUGGGGGUGGCACCUGGUUCUCCGAUGCCUGGGCUGGUGUCAGGCCCAGGACUGUAGUGCUGGGAGCAGUAAAGCUCAGCUCUGUGUAAUGAGUGAUGCUAUGGCUUGCUCGUGUCUUAUGAUCCAAUCCUUUUCUACAUCAGCCCUUGUUUUGUUUUAUGGCUAGUCUUAUCUGGCCUGGUUAUUUCCUUGCGGGGAGGAGAGGGUUUGCUAAUCUGCUCCCAGCCCAACCUAUUACCACCCCACCUCGCUGGGACCUACUGCUCGGGAGGCAGCAGACAGGGAGCCACCAGCAGUGGCUUCCUGGCCCUGUGCUGGGGGUGGGGGGAAGCUGGGGGCACAUGUGGCCCUUGCCUUCUGAGCAGCUCCCAGUGCCAGGGCUUUGAGACUUUCCCACAUGAUAAAAGAAAAGGGAGGUACAGAAGUUCCAAUUCCCUUUUUAUUUUGCUGGUUGGUAUCUGUAAAUGUUUAAUAAAUAUCUGAGCAUGUAUCUAUCAACGCCAAGAAUUUCAAAGUCUCCUUCAACAAUAUGAGGCUUUUAGGAUGUUUAUAUUCCUUCAUCCCUCUUGUUUCCCAGGUUUUGCAGGGAAAAAAAGUCUGGAAUUAUAGAUACAGCUUAUUAUUAAAUUUGUUCUUGCAUAAUGUCUCUUCUAUUACAAAAAUUCUUUCUUCAUAAACUGCAUUAGAGGUUUGCAACAACCACAUCAUUUCCAUUAACUUAGAUUUAGGUUUUACUGGAUUCAUUGCUCACCAUUAUUGCUUGUAUAUUACAUCUUUUCCAAUCUUUAUAUUCUGGUCUAAUUUUUGUUUGAGUGUCUUCGUCUACUAAUGGUUUCAAAAAUGGAAUAAGGUCAUGAGGAUUUCUGAAUCCUCACCUGUCCAAAUUGUCAUUCACAUUUUAUAGAAGAGGAAACUGGCUCAGAAAGCACAAGUGACU
Homo sapiens (human) is the source of this 5154-nucleotide messenger RNA. RefSeq names its product solute carrier organic anion transporter family member 2B1 (gene SLCO2B1). Gene Ontology annotation, cellular component: membrane; apical plasma membrane; basal plasma membrane. The transcript is spliced from 14 exons. Gene Ontology annotation, biological process: prostaglandin transport; transmembrane transport. NCBI's taxonomy places the organism in Eukaryota, Metazoa, Chordata, Mammalia, Primates, Hominidae. The record is from RefSeq and is a predicted model, not a curated record. Bases 984 to 3185 code for a protein of 733 amino acids.